UCCAGUGUCAUUUUAGUUGAAACCGACUUAUAUUUGCAUUCCGAUUUUAUUCAGUUAAUUCAAAAUUUUUGUUUUUUUCUCUUCAUUUCUUUCCUUUUUUUUAUUUUAAUUACUAUUCCAAUCAAAUUUAUGUGUGAUUAACCAGCCAUCCAAUCAAAAAUGCCUAAACCAAUAAGUGUACGCGUUACCACUAUGGACGCUGAAUUGGAAUUCACCAUUCAGCCCAAUACAACUGGUAAACAACUUUAUGACCAAGUUGUCAAAACAAUCGGUUUACGUGAAGUUUGGUUCUUUGCCUUACAAUAUGUUGAUAGUAAAGGUUAAGGUUACACAACAUGGUUGAAGUUGAACAAAAAAGUAUUGAGUCAAGAUGUAAAGAAAGAAAGUCCUUUGCAGUUUAAAUUCCGUGCCAAAUUUUUUCCCGAGGAAGUAUCAGAGGAGAUCAUUCAAGAUAUCACCCUGAAACUUUUCUACCUGCAAGUAAAAAAUGCAAUACUUUGUGAUGAAAUUUACUGUCCACCUGAAACCUCUGUUCUUCUUGCCUCAUAUGCUGUGCAAGCCAAAUUCGGUGACUAUAAUCCAGAUAAUAUGCCACCCGUUUCGUUAUCAAAUGAACGACUUUUGCCUCAACGUGUAAUGGAUCAACACAAGUUAACCAGGGAACAAUGGGAAGAAAGAAUAACCAGUUGGUGGGCAGAACAUAAAGGAAUGCCAAGAGAAGAUGCUAUGAUGGAAUACUUGAAGAUAGCUCAAGAUCUGGAAAUGUACGGAGUCAAUUAUUUUGAAAUAAAAAACAAAAAAGGAACAGACCUGUGGCUGGGCGUUGAUGCACUCGGUUUAAAUAUUUAUGAGAAAGAAGAUAAACUAACUCCUAAAAUUGGUUUUCCCUGGUGUGAAAUACGAAACAUAUCUUUCAAUGACAAACGAUUCACCAUCAAACCCAUAGAUAAAAAGGCGCCUGACUUUGUAUUCAUUGCUCCUCGUUUGCGUAUAAAUAAGCGAAUCCUUGCCCUUUGUAUGGGUAAUCACGAGCUCUAUAUGAGAAGACGAAAGCCUGAUUCAAUUGAAAUUCAACAAAUGAAAGCUCAAGCUAAAGAAGAGAAAGCAACUAGGCAACAAGAAAGAGAAAAGUUGAAGAAAGAAAUUGAACUUCGAGAAGCUGCCGAAAAGAAGCAACAAGAGUAUGCCGAAAGAUUACAAAGGAUGCAAGAAGAAAUGGAAAAGAGACAGAAAGAACUAAUGGAGGCUCAAGAGACUAUUAAAAAAUUGGAAGAACAAUUGAAAUUGAUGCAAAGUGCUAAAGAAGAACUUGAAAAGAAACAAAAUGAACUGGAAGAAAUGAUGAAACAAUUAGAACAAUCCAAAGAAAUGGAACAUGAAGAGAGAACUAGGUUAGAAGAUGCAAUCAGAACUAAACAAGAAGAAGUCCAAAGAAUGCAAACUGAAGUUCAACAAAAAGAUGCUGAAACUAGAAGAUUACAAGAGGAAGUUGAAGCUGCCCGGCGCGUUCAAGAAGAGGCCACUGCUGCCAUUAUCGCUGCAUCAACCACACCUCAACACCUUAACCUCAGAGAGGAUGAUAAUGAAGAAAAUGAUGAGCUUCCUAACGGUGAAAUCGGUGCUGAUCUUGAAAUUCAAAUGGGUGGAGACGAUGUUCAUCCUGAAGAGGAAAGAGAGACAGCAGUCUCGAAGAAAAAAGAUUUACAAGAGCAAUUGAAGAUGCUAAGCAAAGAUCUGGCUGCAGCUAAAGAUGACACGAAAGUUAGUAAAAAUGAUAUCCUUCACCAAGAGAACGUAAGGCAAGGUCGCGACAAAUACAAAACUCUUAGAGAAAUUCGCAAAGGCAAUACCAAAAGACGAGUUGACCAAUUUGAGAAUAUGUAAAUGCAUUGGAGGUAUUUUUUUAAUUUUAAUGAGAAGAUUGUAUUAUCAUGCACGCAAAAAUAUUUCUCUAUCUCUCUCUCUCUAUUUUUCCCUCUCUGCUUAGUAUCUCACUUUCUUCUUCUCAAUUCUUUUUUGUCUUUUAUAUCUCCUGAGCAAUAUUUUUUAUUUUUAAUUUUACCUACUUUCAUCAAUGAUGAAAUGUCACCUGAUAGAAUCUUAAAGAUUAUGUAAAAAUGAUAUUGGUGAUGAUGCCUUUACUGAUCAAUUGUUUAAACUGGAAAAGGACGAAAUCAAUUUAUUUACACUUUCUCAAUCACAUUUGCUCAUCGGCAAUACUGUGAAUCUUUCCCUUCCCUUUCUAUCUUCUUUCAAGCACUUUCACUCCCUCCCCACCACAAAAUCAAAUUAUCUAGAAGGUGAUUUUUCAGUGCCUAAUCAAAAAAAAGGAAAAUAAAAGAAAAUGUUUUUGAGAGUUGA
Molecule: messenger RNA, 2361 nt
Organism: Tetranychus urticae (two-spotted spider mite)
Lineage: Eukaryota; Metazoa; Arthropoda; Arachnida; Trombidiformes; Tetranychidae
Gene: Moe
Product: moesin
Cellular component (GO): cytoskeleton
Molecular function (GO): actin binding
Source: RefSeq, a predicted model, not a curated record